AGUUUAGUCUUUGAUUCGCCUGUUACUUUAGUUGUGAAGACUCCUAACCAAAAGGUGGACGAUUUAAGGAUAGACUGUGCUUUAGAGUGGUCAGUGGAACAACUGAAACGGCAUCUAUCGAGCGUUUAUCCAACCAAACCGGAAAGCCAGCAUCAGAGAAUCAUUUAUUCAGGGCAGCUACUGAACGAUAAUUUAAUCCUGAAAGAUGUGUUUCGCGAGCAUGAAGAUGGAAAACAUCACACUGUGCAUCUCGUGUGUCCAAUGAAGAUGGAAACCAAAUCAACUGAUUCACAAGCAACGAAGGGGUCCAGUACUCCUACAACAAGCAGUGGUGCUACAACUACUGAAACAGCGCCCACCACACCUGUUACACCACAAACAACCACUGAUGGAUUGCGAUACAGAGGGGCAAAUACACCUACCUAUCCACAGUACAAUAUGUACCAGUAAGUGACUAAUUUCCAGUCAGAAGCUAUUCCAAAACUUAAGACAGCAAUACUACAUGUACGUGUAAUUAAACAUUGAGUUGAAAGCAAUUUAUUAGUUAGGGAUCCAAGCAUACAGGUGAACAUGUACUCUGAUUGCCAUACUGGCUGCCAGGAUGGCAAGUAGGCUGCAUAUUAGUGGAGGCAACUGAAAGCUGAAACUUACUAGCCCACUGGGCAAAUAGAUUUCAAUU
Molecule: messenger RNA, 679 nt
Organism: Orbicella faveolata
Lineage: Eukaryota; Metazoa; Cnidaria; Anthozoa; Scleractinia; Merulinidae
Product: homocysteine-responsive endoplasmic reticulum-resident ubiquitin-like domain member 2 protein
Biological process (GO): endoplasmic reticulum unfolded protein response
Molecular function (GO): protein binding
Source: RefSeq, a predicted model, not a curated record